Molecule: messenger RNA, 5479 nt
Organism: Schistosoma turkestanicum
Lineage: Eukaryota; Metazoa; Platyhelminthes; Trematoda; Strigeidida; Schistosomatidae
Source: the annotation of a GenBank genome assembly
GUUUGUUUAAUAGUUGGUGGGUAGCCAUUCACUUUGUCCGCCAUGAAACGGGACAGUUCAGGAAAUAACCAGGAUGGUCCUCCAUCGAAAUUUCAGCGUUCUACCGUAGAUCUAACCAAUGUUUCUAUCAGAUUUCUUAUUCCCGGGAGAGCUGCAGGGAUAAUGAUUGGGAAGGGUGGGGAAAAUAUCAAAAAAAUACGGUCACAGUAUAACGUCAAGCUGAAUAUUCCCGACAGCAGAGGCCCUGAACGGUAGGGUAACCCAGAAACUUAAUGUCACCUUGAUGUGUAUUCGGUCGAUUAAUUAGUUUGCCUAAAUUAUUGUUUUCAUGUUUUUGGUUCAUUUUUGUGUUUGUAAAGCCCUUUUGGCGAUCGUUUGCCGAGUAAUUCAUGAUUUUGGCUGUCAGUUAACCUACUAGCUACUGUCGUUAUGAAACAAGUACUAGGUAGAGAUGUUAGAUCAGAUGAUGUAUUGAAAAUUCAUCAGUUGGGGUGAGUGAGUCAUGUGUUUCGUAUGCCCAACCGAUGACUGACUCGACGAGCGAUUCUUUGUGAUGUGGGGAUAGGUUGAAAAUAAACCAGGGGCAGCCCAAACAUGGCACAACUUCAUGAAUUCACUGAUAACUGGACUGAACCAUGUUGGUAAAAGUCGACUACCUAGUUUGGGACCGUGAGACGAUGAUAACCGAUGGCUGGAGACCUUGAACAACAUGGCUUAAGAUCGUUUGCAGUGGAGCUUAUACGCCUUCUACCACCGGGAUUCAAUAUGACAAUUGUGUCGCCGUGCCAAUGUGAUGUGGCAACCUGGACUGAUGUAAGUACGCACGAAGUUCUACGCCGUAACUGACUGACUGACGAGUUACUGUUGUGAAUGGGGCUUCCAGUGACUUAGCCAUGGAUACAAACCUAUUAUGUAAACGUUUAGACAAGUUUUGGGGAUAACCCUUAGAUGGUUGUUUAGUUCUCCGAACCCUCCACGACUUUCACUAUAUGGAAGGGUAUCAUAAGCUUCAUUAUAUUAUCCAAGCUUCUGUAUUUUCCUUCUUUCCCACCCUAACUUGUUUUUUUCCAAUAGGAUAAUGACUAUCGAGGGUGACCUGCAGGCCAUCUGCAGCAUAAUGCGCGAUGUUUGUCCAAAACUAAAGGAUAUAAUGAACGCAAAACUCUCCGAUCCGAAACGUAUAAUGGGUGCCCAAGGGUUUCGGCGUCGUCCAAGACGAAACGAAGAUCCAGAACGGGAUGACGAGGAAGACGAAAACAUGAUCGACUUUAGAAUCCUAGUGCACGAAAGCCAAGCUGGCUCCGUCAUCGGCCGAGGUGGGGAACGUAUUAAGGAUCUCCGUGAUAAGUACAAAAUGCGUGUUAUCAAGGUGUAUCAGAUGUUGGCUCCACUAUCCACUGACCGAGUAGUACAGAUGGUUGCUGACCCAGACAAUGUCGUCCAAUGCUUGAGAGCUGUGAUAGAGGCGGUUGAGUCUGCUCCUCCUCGUGGUCGCCGUGAAGACUAUGACGCUGCCAACUUCAGUGAGGGUGAUGCUCUUAACUUCGGUGGUUGGUUGUCCCGAGAGGCUGCAGCAGCACUAGCUCAAGGGAUGCCACUCCGUGGACCUGGAUGCAUGCCGCCAAUGGGUUGUAACAUGGGUGGUCCGUAUAGGGUGGGUGGUGGUGACAUGGGGCCAAUGGGUGGUGGAAUGGGCCCCAUGGGUGGAGGAAUGGGUCCUAUGGGCGGUGGACCGAUUCCCGGAGGCCGUGGUCGAGGGCCUCGCUCCGGCGGUGGGAUGAUGGGUGGAAAUGCACCUCUUGCGCAAGGUCAACGAGGGAUGAUGGGCUCCUCAGGACCGGCACCGGUUCCUCCUCCAGCCGGUCGUAAUACUUCUAUGGGUCCACCAGGCGGUUAUAGUAGUUCAGUGGACGGAGGUUACGGUGGUCAAGGUGGAUACGAUGGUCCAGGUGGAUUCGAUAACGGAGCAUACGGAGGCAUCGAUCAAACUGGACAAGGCGGGUUUAGUGGUCCUGGAUACGGUGGGUCGGGCAACAUGACUUCUGGAGGCUACGGUGCGUCUGGGUAUGGUGGAAGCCAGCGCGGAUCUAGUGACAUGGCAGGUGGUCAAAGAAAGAACAUGAAGACAUUAUCAAUUAGUGUUAUUGGUGCAACUGUAUUGCUUAUUAUGAGUAUUCAAUUAAUUACAGGCUUUGUUGUACAUGAAAAUAGUACUAACAUACUAAAUUAUCUUUACUUCGUAAAUUUACGUGUUUGUAUUCAUCAAUCUGUCGUCUUUAUUUCUUAUAAAAUUGAAUGUAUUCAAAUUUGCAUCCGUGUUACACACGAUAAACCUAAGUCUAUAUGGGUUGAAGCAAUUAAUUGUGAUACUUCUUGUCCUGUGCAAAUCACAUAUUCAGAUGAAAAAACUAUUGGAAGUGGUUCUUUUGGUAUUGUUUACGUUGCAACUUUAUCAGAUGAUCGUAAAGUAGCAAUUAAAAAAGUUCUACAAGAUAAGCGGUAUAAAAAUCGUGAAUUGCAUAUACUUCGUAAAUUAAAACAUUGUAAUAUUGUUUCUUUGUAUUAUUAUUUUUAUUCAUCAUCAUCUACUAAACCAAAUGAUACUUAUUUAAAUUUAAUACAAGAAUAUAUUCCUCAAACAUUAAGUCGCCUUAUCAAACAUUAUUGGCGUAUUCGGCAAACAAUUCCACUUGUAUAUGUUAAGUUGUAUAGUUUCCAACUUCUACGUGGAUUAGCUUAUAUUCACAAUCAAGGCGUAUGUCAUCGUGAUAUAAAGCCACAAAAUUUGUUAAUUGAUUCGGAUCAAGGCUUAUUAAAAAUAUGUGAUUUCGGAAGUGCUAAAAUAUUAAAUCCUGCAGAACCAAAUGUUUCCUAUAUUUGUUCACGGUAUUAUCGUGCACCAGAGUUAAUAUUCGGAGCUACUCAUUACACUGUACAAAUUGAUAUGUGGUCAGCUGGUUGUGUAAUUGGUGAGCUUUUAUUAGGUCGACCACUUUUUCCAGGUGAAUCAGGAGUUGAUCAAUUAGUUGAAAUUAUUAAAGUUCUUGGUACACCAACACGUGAACAAAUUCAUGACAUGAAUCCUAAUUAUAGUGCAUUCAAUUUUCCAACUGUUCAAGGAUGUUCUUGGGAAAAAUUUAUUCGUAAUCGUAAUGCUGAUACAGCUGCAUUUUAUGUACUUGGAAAAUUACUUGUCUACAGUCCAAAAAUUCGUAUGACCGCUUGUAAUAUUUUAAGUUGUUGUUUUUUCAAUGAUCUCAUCCUACCACCACCUGGUCAUCCAGUCGAUGCAACAGGUCAUCUACCGAAUGGUAAAUCAGCGCCAAAUUUUGUGAAUCAAUUUACUGAACAAGAAUUAUCAUAUCUUCCAAAAGAAAUGACAGCUCGUUUACGAGCAUUACGAGCUUCGAAAAGUCUGUCUGUUGUAAAUCUUUCAAUACCAGAGAAUGGUGAAUUAGAUAUGCGUAAAAAAUCCAAUUCAUCCAAAGCAACCACACCAUUGAUUCUCAAAUCUGAACGAGCAGUGAAACUUCGCAAUUGCAAAACAUCUUCCCAUGACAAUUUAACAACACAACGUCUAUCGGUACAAUUGUCAAAAGGAAGUCGAAAAGAUCAAAGAUCAUCUGUGAAUUUUCGAACUGGAACUAUGCAUCAAGCAAAUGCUUUUCCUAUUAUGGCUUCGUCAGUUAAUGAAAGUCGAACUAGCACUGCUACUACUACUACUACUACUACUACCACUUCCACUACUACUAAAUGUUUUCGACGUCCAUCACAAGAUUCUAUGCUUGCAGACAAUGUAAAAACGAAUCCUUUAAAAGUAUCUCAACAAUCCCUUUUAUCUUCUAUUUCAUCAAUUAAUCCAAUUUCAAGUAAUGAUCAUAAUAAAACUCUAGCCAAUGGUGAUAAAAUUCGUGAUAAUCCUCCUCCUCCUCCUACUACUACUACGACACGUGAAAAAUCUUUUCUAACGGAUCAUGCUUCUUAGAAAAGUUCAACACGAUUAAAUUGAUCCGACUGGAUGAACUAGGAUACUACUGCUACUAUUUCUACUCUGAAUUACUUUCAUGUCAUAUUCUAUCCAUACAACAACAACAAUAACAACCCAUCAUGUAUUAUUAGUACUGAUUUAUGUGCAAGAAUGUAUAUACAUAUAUAUAUGGCAAUGCUCUAUCUAUCUAUCUAUCUAUCGACUAUCUAUGUCUAGCAUGCCGUUUUUUUUUGUCAGACAACUAUCACAACGUGUAGUGUAUUUUGCCUUACCUCAAAAUGAAAAAAAGAAACCCUCCCCCCUAAUCACUGAACAACACAUCGUGUAUAUUAUGCGUUUCAUCAAUCUGAUCGUGUAAUUUCAAUUUGGUCACAUAGUCUUUCUUCUGUCUUAUUAUAGUUAGUAGUAAUUUAUGUAUUGUUUUUAUUUCAUCUGUUUAUACAACAACAUUCGUACCACUUAUUGAUCUCUUUAUAUUAUAUAUGCAUACCUAUUGUUUAGUCUCAUAAUCCACAAUUACCAUUGUAUUAUCAUGAUUGCUGUUUGUUUGUUUUUUUCUCAUGUUUCCUCUUUUGCAUAUUUUGUGUCACGAAUUAUGAUUAUUAUUAUUAUGAUUAUUUUUUCUUUUUGGUCGUCACAAACAACGCUGAACUCCUGCUCUACUGCCACCCACCUAUGUGUGUGUGUGUAUGUAUGUGUAGUGAUUGCACAAUGCGAUCGAUCCCGUUGUCUUUUUGCAUCGUUCAUUUUAUUUCAUGGGUCCAAUUUUAGUUUUCGCGCAAUGUGUUCACUUCACUUGAUCUCUUCCCUAUCUUGAAUCGAGAACAAACGAAAACCCGUAGGAUUUUUAAAUAUUGAUCUGAUUCAUUAUUAUUAUUAUUAUUAUGACAAACCCAGUAAUUUGUAUGUAUGUGUACGUGCGUGUGUGUGUAUGUAUAUAUAUAUAUUCCAUCUGUGAUAAUAUUGUUGUACCAUGUAAACCUGACACAUACUACUCACUCACUGGUCAUAAUUAUUAUUUCUGGCUAGUAGAGUAUAUAUAGCACGCAAUAGUAGUAGGUUUUUGGUUGUCACUGAAUUGACCAUGACAUCAAAACACAUCCAUUGUAAUGUAUUUUGUUUUGUUUUUUUCAAAAAAAAAUUCAUCAUUUCUCACUAUAUUUGUCACAUUGUUUUUCUCAAUCUGCCUCUCUUUGACUCGGUUGUCAUUUGUCCAGCAUUGACAACCAAUCAACCAACCAAACCAGCUUUAUAAUACUUUAUUUCUCAUGAUAAUAUUAUUAUUGAGAAUUGUUUUGUUUUUUUCUUUUAAAAAAAAUUUAUUUUAUGUUCUGCUAACAACUCUUUGCAGUGCAAUUUGUGUUUUCUUUGAAAAAAUUUACUUUCAUUUCAUUCAGUGUAUCUGUGUGUGUGUGUAUGUGUUAAUCAUUUUACCUGAUUUUAUUCUUUACAAACACACAACCAUUGAGUUGUAAUAAUAAUAAUAAUGUC